Stylophora pistillata is the source of this 334-nucleotide messenger RNA. RefSeq names its product peroxisomal 2,4-dienoyl-CoA reductase [(3E)-enoyl-CoA-producing]-like. Lineage: Eukaryota; Metazoa; Cnidaria; Anthozoa; Scleractinia; Pocilloporidae. The record is from RefSeq and is a predicted model, not a curated record.
UGUCCCAAGAUGGCGGAUGAAGUGGUAGAGAGUGACAGUGCUUGCCUUGAUCACUAUAAUUACUUUUUCCGUCCAAUUAUUCUCCAGGGGAAGGUGGCGUUUAUCACGGGAGGUGGCUCUGGUAUUGGGUUUACUAUUACUGAAGUUCUGAUGAGGGGUACUGAGACGGCAUUUUACUCACAAAUUAAGGCAGCUAAGAAACUAGAAAAUGUGACAGGACAAAAAUGUCUCCCAGUUAAGAUGGAUGUAAGAAAGGUAUGGUGAUGACUAUGGAUGGAAACAUCUUUUUGCAAGAUUAUUUCUCAAGGUUACAAAUUGCUCUCACUGAUACUUU